AUGGGUAACCAUUCAGUUUGUUUGCAGAAUUCGCUGCUAGAGAAGCAAAUCCAGGAGCUAAACUAUCAACUAGAAGACGAUCAGCGGUCUUAUGAGGCAGCGCUAAAUGAUCGAGAUGCGCAAAUUCGGAAAAUGCGAGAGGAAUGUCAAGCUUUAAUGGUUGAACUGCAAAUGCUGCUGGACACGAAACAGACACUAGAUGCUGAAAUAGCGAUUUACCGCAAAAUGUUGGAAGGUGAGGAGAAUCGUGCUGGACUGCGUCAGCUGGUGGAACAGGUUGUGCGCACUCAUGAACUAAGUCAACACGAUGAUACUGAAAUGAUGCGUAUUGUGAAGGGCGAAGCUGCGUCGCGUACUUCGUUUCAGAGAUCCGCUAAAGGAAACGUUUCCAUACAGGAAGCAGCAGCAGACGGCACAUUUGUCGUGCUACAAAAUACCCAUCGUGCCAAGGAAGAAAUGAUUGGUGAAUGGAAACUGAAGAGAAAAAUUGACGGAAAGAAGGAAAUCGUUUACACGAUGCCACGUGACUUCAUCCUUAGACCCGGAAAAAGCGUUAAGAUCGUAGCUCGCGGGCAUGGCAUAUCGUCACCACCGGAGCAACUCGUCUUCGACGGAGAAGAUACAUUUGGCAUCGGCUCAAAUGUACAAACUAUUCUCUACAGCCGUGAUGGCGAAGAACGAGCCACUCAUAUCCAGCGUUCUAGCCAAGCCUGA
Messenger RNA from Gongylonema pulchrum, 714 nucleotides. The record is from the annotation of a GenBank genome assembly. Lineage: Eukaryota; Metazoa; Nematoda; Chromadorea; Rhabditida; Gongylonematidae.